AUGCAUAUUGAUACUAUCUUUGUAAUUGGCACCACUAUGAAUAAAACACGACGACAAGUUAGUCGACGUCGAUCGAUUAUUCGAGAAUUCGGUUUGAAUACAUCCACUCAUGGUAUUCCAGGUAUUGCUCGCAGUCAAAGUAUACAUAAUACAAUUUUCUGGUCGAUUUCUUUCAUUAUUUUCACUGGAAUUACACUAUACUUUGUUAUUCAAGAAAUUCGUAGUUAUUUUGAGUAUUCGACUCAAACAUCAGUGAAUAUCGUUAGUGAAUGGCCACAACAUUUUCCAGCAUUUACCAUUUGUAAUCUUGCACCCGUUCGUUAUGAUCGUUUCAUUGAAUUAUUUACAAACUAUACAGCUUCAUUUAAUAUUACUAAUACAAAUGAUACAACUUCAAUUUCGUUGUUUCAAGCUAAAUAUAUGGGUGAUUUUUUUCAAAUGAAAAUAAAUCGAAAUGAAUCUCUAAAUGAAUUCUUUUUUCCACUCAAUGCAAUGCUCAUGAAAUGCGUCUUUAAUGGACGUCCUUGUUCAGCAGUAAACUUUACUUCAUUUUCAUCAUCUUCCUACGGUUUUUGUUAUACAUUUAAUGCUAAAUUGAAAAAUAGUAAUCACAUACACUAUAGCAACGAAUAUGGUGGAUCCGGUGUCGGUAUGAUAGCGAUGGUGCAUGAUAAUGCCCAAUUACCCUUGAUUGAUUCUGCUGGUAUGGCAUUAGCAACUGGAUUUAAACAUCGAGUUACAUAUACGAAAAAGAUUAUCUCAUAUUUACGUUCUCCUUAUUCGACAUGUAAUGAUGAAAUACCUCCUAUGAUGCAAGCUAUGUUUGAUAAUUAUCAAGACGCUGAAUAUGCAUACUCAGAAGAUAUCUGUUAUGAAUUAUGCACGGUAGUAUUUACGUAUCAGCAAUGUGGUUGCAUCAAUCCCAUACAAUGGAAUAGUCGCUUGAUUUUUCUACCUGAGACUAAAGAAAUGAUUAUGGCUUCUUUAUGUAAUACAUCUGAUAAGUGUUACUCGGAAGCAGCUCAUGUUUUCUUGACGUCGUCACCCUUGCUUGAGAAAUAUUGUUCAUACUGUCCACAGCAAUGUUUUGUCACGGACUUCAAUAUCAAGCCUUCACUAUGGAAAGCACCGCCAACAUGGUUACUGGACGAUAUUAAAACAUUUGUUGAAAAUUCCGAAAUUCCAUUGCCUAUGGAUUGGUCAACAAAUUGGCGUUCUCAUAUUGACUCGAGCUAUCUCUCGGUCGAAUUAGUACAUCAAUCGACUCUGAUUGAGAAUUAUACUCAAACAGCAACAAUGUCUGCAGUCGAUGUUCUGUCCAAUGUUGGUGGUCAAACAGGUCUUUGGAUCGGUGUCAGUUUUCUAUCUUUAAUGGAACUAGCAGAAAUGCUCUAUCGACUUGCACGAUACCAAUAUCAUGCUAUUCGAAGAAAUCAUAAUAGAACUAAAGAUGAUAGUAAAGUUUAA
This is a messenger RNA of Rotaria sp. Silwood2, 1467 nucleotides long. Lineage: Eukaryota; Metazoa; Rotifera; Eurotatoria; Philodinida; Philodinidae. The record is from the annotation of a GenBank genome assembly.